Juglans regia (Persian walnut) is the source of this 1817-nucleotide messenger RNA. RefSeq lists its product as uncharacterized. The record is from RefSeq and is a predicted model, not a curated record. Bases 132 to 746 code for a protein of 204 amino acids. NCBI's taxonomy places the organism in Eukaryota, Viridiplantae, Streptophyta, Magnoliopsida, Fagales, Juglandaceae. Gene Ontology annotation, molecular function: protein binding. The transcript is spliced from 4 exons.
AAGAAAGACUCUAUAAAUAAGGGACAAAGCCUACCAUACUUAGGCUUGAAGGAGCAGCUCCAUAAGCAUCUUCCGAAUUCCGCUGCCUUCUAGUCUUCGAUCCUAUCUGUUAAUCACGUUCUACCAAAAGCAUGGGCGGACCUUCACUUGACACCCUCAAGCCUACCACUAUCAAAUUUCUCUGUAGCUAUGGCGGCAAAAUCCUUCCCCGUUAUCCCGACGGAAAACUCCGGUAUCUUGGUGGCGAAACCAGAGUCCUCGCCGUUGACCGUUCCAUCUCAUUUUCUGAGCUGUUAUUGAAGCUGGGGGAAUUGUGCGGGACGUCUGUGAGCCUUCGUUGCCAAUUGCCUUCAGAGGACCUUGACGCUCUGGUGUCGAUCACGUCCGAUGAAGAUCUUGCUAACCUCAUCGAGGAAUACGACCGAGCGGCAUCGCCACCGUCGUCUCUGAAGAUCAGAGCGUUCCUAUCGCUGGCCAAAUCCGCCAAAAAAAUCAUUUCUCCUCUUCCUUCGUCGUCGUCGGCUUCAUCUUUAUCGAAAUCGUCGUCGUCGUCUUCGUCGUCUCACAGUCCCACCGGUUCCUCUUCUAGAUUUUUGGUGCCGGUGGUCGAUAGGUACUCCCGCCAGAUCCCGGCGCCUGUAGCUUAUCAGAAAUCGGCACCGAAGAUUCAUCCUCACUGUGCGUACCAUGCUCAUGGAAAUCCUAGGCAGAUUUAUCUCAUCCACAACGGGAACCACUGGCAAUAACAUCAAACAGAUGGGACGAAAACCCCUGCGAAGAAGGCUAAGCAAAUCUAUAAAGAAAAAUACUACCCAUAAAAGGAAAACAACCUAAAAAAAAAAAAAGUUUCUUCCGCGUUGAGUUUCCUUUAUAUUACAUUUGUGUGUGUGUGAUGUAAUGGGACUUUAAGUUGCUUUUGAAUCCGACGCCAUUAAUGAAUUUUCAGUCCAGUUUCGUUAUGCCUCACAAAGGAAAAUGCGGUGGCGAGUUAUGUUAGUUUCGUUUCUGUUUGGGAUAUCCAUUAUUAUUGCGCGCACAAGCUCUUCCAUUGGCCACUGCCCCCGUUCGAGUUAAGCUCUGUUAAAGGCGCCGUCGUCCAUUGGCUUACGCAAACCGUAACAGCAGGUUAACGAGAAAAUGAGGGGCAACUCGAUCGAGCGGAAAGAUGAUUGCGAAGAUAUCAAUUGGCAGCGAGCGGGUGAUUCCUUUUCUUUUUAUAAAAUGAUUCUAUCCCAACUGCAAUUGAAGAAGCCAUCGAAGCAAGCAAUGGUGUUUUCCACAUUAAUGAUCAAACGUAUACUUCCAAAACCGAUGGCGAUAAAGUAACGGCGACGUUUGGGGGACCAGGGGACUGGGAGUUGGCCAGAAAAAUGCCCCCCAUGACAUACAGCUGGUACAUGAAUGUGCACCAAAAUACCAUUAAAAAAUACAUAUACAAUAAAGAAUUAUAAAAUAAAAUAUACAGACAACAAUACUUAUGGACUGACACCUGUUCCGAUUGAGAAGGAAAAGAAUAGAGCCAUGGAUUUUUGGUAGAAAGAAGGGGUCUCCACUCAAGUACCAUUCAAAAGGAAGAUCACUCAUGUGCUGACUUGGUUUGAGUACAGAUAUGGUGAUCCUAGUCCUACCCAACUCAUCAAAAGAAACCAAACAAAAUUGAAAGAGACUUCAUCAUUGUUACUUCUGAGAUAAAGCAAAAUAAAAAAUAUAAAAAACGGUGGUUAAGGUUAUGGUGCUACCCCACUCAGUGUGAUUUUUUUGUAUCUUUUGAGGUUACUGAUAAAGAAGCUAUGCCACAAGAACCAUGAUUCAUUGAA